Periophthalmus magnuspinnatus is the source of this 4724-nucleotide messenger RNA. It is a transcript of the gene ago3b, whose product is annotated as argonaute RISC catalytic component 3b. Lineage: Eukaryota; Metazoa; Chordata; Actinopteri; Gobiiformes; Gobiidae. The coding region runs from base 320 to 2908 and encodes 862 amino acids. Gene Ontology annotation, molecular function: RNA binding; protein binding. The transcript is spliced from 20 exons. The record is from RefSeq and is a predicted model, not a curated record.
UGAUACGAGCAGGAUACCGGGGGCUAGAGACCCCCCCACAUAUGUCAAAGACGACUCCGAUUGAUUCUUUUUUACCCAGGAAGACAAAUAUUGUACGCGAAGAGAUACAUUGGAGAAGUUGUUUAAAUCGGAACCGGUGAUAUUUUGACAACUUUAAAGCUUGUAGUCUUAAGUAGACCUCCGAUCGGACCGACGCUUUGUAACGCAGCGAACACGAAAAGGAGGUCAGAAAUCGGGGGACCCUUGGAGCUUUCAGUCGUUGCCGAAGAAGGACUUUAGCCUCGCAGAGAGCCGGGUCUUCCGGACAGAGACCUCAUGAAUGGACAUCGGAACAACAGGAGCUCUGUUCUCUUUGCCACGGCGACCAGGUUAUGGCACCAUCGGGAAACCCAUCCGGCUCCUGGCCAACUGCUUCCAGGUGGAGAUUCCCAAAAUUGACGUGUACCUGUAUGAGGUGGACAUCAAGCCAGACAAGUGCCCGCGCAGGGUCAACAGGGAAGUGGUGGACUCCAUGGUUCAACAUUUCAAGGUGACGAUCUUUGGGGACCGUUUGCCAGUUUACGAUGGGAAGAGGAGCCUCUACACGGCACAGCCUCUGCCUGUCGCCACCAGUGGGGUGGACUUGGAUGUGACUCUUCCUGGUGAGGGAGGUAAAGACCGGCCAUUCAAAGUGACCAUUCGCUUUGUGUCCCUGGUGAGCUGGCACAUGCUGCACGAGGUCUUGACGGGGCGAGCUGUGGCUGAGCCCGUGGACCUGGACAAACCCAUCAGCACCAACCCAGUGCAUGCUGUGGAUGUAGUACUGCGUCACCUGCCUUCCAUGAAAUACACUCCUGUGGGCCGCUCCUUCUUCUCAUCUCCGGAGGACUACGACCACCCGCUGGGAGGGGGGCGGGAGGUGUGGUUCGGCUUUCACCAGUCGGUCCGCCCCGCCAUGUGGAAAAUGAUGCUCAAUAUCGAUGUCUCUGCCACAGCGUUUUACAAAGCUCAGCCCGUGAUCCAGUUCAUGUGUGAAGUCCUGGACAUCCACAACAUUGAUGAGCAGCCGCGCCCCCUCACGGACUCGCACCGCGUCAAAUUCACCAAAGAGAUCAAAGGUCUGAAAGUAGAAGUAACACAUUGUGGGACGAUGAGAAGAAAAUACAGAGUCUGCAACGUGACACGACGACCGGCCAGUCUCCAGACAUUUCCUUUGCAGUUGGAGAACGGUCAGACGGUGGAGCGGACAGUGGCUCAGUAUUUCAGAGAGAAGUAUAACCUGCAGCUGAAGUACCCACAUCUGCCCUGUCUGCAGGUGGGGCAGGAGCAGAAGCACACUUAUCUGCCCCUCGAGGUGUGCAACAUUGUGGCUGGGCAGCGCUGUAUAAAGAAGCUCACAGAUAACCAGACGUCAAUGAUGAUCAAAGCCACAGCGCGCUCUGCUCCUGACAGACAGGAGGAGAUCAGCAGACUGGUGCGCAGUGCGAACUAUGAAUCUGACCCGUUUGUUCAGGAGUUCCAGUUCCGAAUUCGGGAUGAGAUGGCUCAGGUGACGGGCCGUGUGCUGCCGGCCCCCAUGCUGCAGUACGGCGGCAGGGUGAGCUCUGAGCCCUUCAUGAACCGCACAGUGGCAACUCCGAGUCACGGCGUGUGGGAUAUGAGAGGGAAACAGUUUCACACCGGAGUCGAGAUCAAGAUGUGGGCCAUCGCCUGCUUUGCCACUCAGCGCCAGUGCAGAGAGGAGAUCCUCAAGAGUUUCACAGACCAGCUGAGAAAGAUCUCUAAAGAUGCUGGGAUGCCGAUCCAGGGCCAGCCAUGUUUCUGUAAAUAUGCUCAGGGUGCAGACAGCGUGGAGCCCAUGUUCAGACAUCUCAAAAACACAUAUGCCGGACUGCAGCUGAUCAUCGUCAUCCUGCCCGGAAAAACCCCUGUAUACGCUGAAGUCAAGCGUGUUGGAGACACAUUGUUGGGGAUGGCCACUCAGUGCGUUCAAGUGAAAAACGUGGUUAAGACGUCACCUCAAACUCUGUCUAACCUCUGCCUCAAAAUCAAUGUCAAACUGGGAGGAAUCAACAACAUCUUGGUCCCACACCAACGUCCCUCAGUUUUCCAGCAGCCGAUUAUCUUCCUUGGAGCAGAUGUCACUCACCCUCCAGCUGGAGACGGAAAGAAGCCAUCUAUAGCAGCCGUGGUGGGCAGUAUGGAUGCCCACCCCAGCCGGUACUGUGCCACGGUGCGAGUGCAGAGGCCGAGACAGGAGAUCAUCCAGGACCUGGCCUCCAUGGUUCGAGAGCUGCUAAUCCAGUUUUACAAAUCCACCAGAUACAAACCCACCAGGAUCAUCUUCUACAGGGACGGAGUGUCAGAGGGGCAGUUCAGACAGGUGCUGUACUAUGAGUUGCUGGCGAUCAGAGAGGCCUGUAUUAGUCUGGAGACGGAGUACCAGCCUGGGAUUACCUACAUCGUGGUCCAGAAGCGCCAUCACACUAGAUUGUUCUGUGCCGACCGCAAUGAGAGGGUUGGUCGAAGUGGAAACAUUCCUGCCGGUACCACAGUGGACACGGACAUCACGCACCCUUAUGAGUUUGACUUUUACCUCUGCAGCCACGCAGGCAUCCAGGGCACCAGUCGGCCCUCUCACUAUCACGUUCUCUGGGACGAUAACUGCUUCACUGCAGAUGAGUUUCAGCUGCUGACAUACCAGCUGUGCCACACGUAUGUCCGCUGCACCCGCUCCGUCUCCAUCCCUGCACCCGCAUACUAUGCCCACCUCGUGGCCUUCAGGGCUCGCUACCACUUGGUCGACAAGGAGCACGACAGUGCGGAGGGCAGUCAUGUUUCGGGGCAGAGUAACGGCAGAGACCCUCAGGCCUUGGCUAAAGCUGUUCAGAUUCACCAUGACACUCUGCGGACCAUGUACUUCGCCUGAGACCCUUCAAAAACCAGUCCAGACCUGACCAGACCUGACUAGUCCUGCCUGAAGCUGAAGAGGACUGGGUCCACCACUCACCUCUGCCUCUGUGCUGGUGCUUUUUUGGUCCACAAGGGGGUGACAAGAAAGCCAGAGAGGAUUAUAGCCACAAUAUGCAACUAAACCAGCUAACUGCCUCUGUGCGCACGCCAUGUAUUAAGAUAUCUGCAUUUCCCACACUCCAUUUUAGACCUACAGCUUCGCAAAGUUGUAUUUUAUUUAUGCUUUUAAGUACGGUGCGUUCAAAUGUAGUUGAAAAUGUGGGUGCUUUGAUUCAUGGUGAAAGCAGGUAGCAGCCACAGUGACUUGCCUUGUGUUGAGCCUAAAGACGCUGGUUAAAACUGUAGACAGAUUUACAUUUAUGUUUGUGCGUCCGUUUGUGUAACUGUGACCUAUACAUGUGGAUGGUGAGAGAGUGAAUGCCAUGGCAACACCCUGUUAAAACGAUGAGCUCCCAUAGACUUUUUAUAGAAGAGUGGACUUUUUCUACCUACAUGCAAUAUUGGCUGGUGUAUUCACAAUGAUGCAUGCAGUGGUUGAAAACAGUAAUGUACCAAAUUUGAUCAAUGUAAAACAUUUUAUGUAAAUACAUUUAAACUUAUGUCAUCAGGAAAUGUUUGGCAUUUUAAGUAUCAUAUAAAACAAAGAGGACUAAAACAAGACCAUAACAGUCCAAAAACAUUAAUAAAUGUAUUUUAGUCCAGGAUCAGAUCUAAACAAGAUUUCAAACAACAAAAUGACAAAAAAAUAUCACCUCAAGUUUGAGAACGACCAAUAUUACAAUUUCGUACUUCUUAAACUUGAUUAAUGAAACAUGUUUAAUAAAAUACUAAUUUUCUCUUUUAACACAUAAUGAUCUUGGUGCUCCAGACUUGUUCAAAUGUGGUCAGUACAUCAUUUCAAUCAGUGAUUUCUUCUGUUCAGUUUUUGUUACUUUGUCUAUGGGAGCGUCGAAAAAUGCAGCAUUGCCCUUUAACUAAUUUCUGUAUUUUUAGUGGCUGGUCAUUUAUUGCCUCUUUUAAAAAAAGCCAAUGGUGACUUGAAUUGCCACGAUACAGUAUAAAGCCUAAAACUGCACAAUAUUCUGAAAUAUUUUAACCAAAACAUUCAGCCAUUUUAAUUUACUUGAUGUGCGAAUGAAUUGAUGCCAUUGGCAUUAUUAUUUAGUUAUACCAAUUGUAUGUAUAUUUUACUACUCUUUGCUAUUUAUUUCUUUUAAAUUAAAUUUCAGCAAUAUAUUAUAGUUGAUACAGUUUCUUAUCACCACAAUUUUUAGACAUUUUUGCCAUUUUUAUUGACCAAUUAAGUUAUGAAGAGCCCUUCUGUGCAAUAAAAAGUUAAUAUUUAAGAAAUCAGAACCCUAAAUAGUUGAAAGAUUAUUAUUUAAAUUGUGAAUUGAAAAAGGUUUGUUGUAAGUGAGAUUUUGGCAAGUGACAAUGAAGUGAGUGGGUUGUGCAGUAUUGGAGAUAUUUUGGAGAAAUCACAAAAAGUGCCUGAAAAGUUGAUAGAAAGUCUUGUUGUUUUUUUAAGGCGUAGACAACGGUUUGGUGCCUCUUGUGUUUAAAAUAGUUGGCUGUUUCUGGAGUAAAAUUGUGUUUAAUUAUAAUAUGUGACCUGACACUAUACUUUUGACUAUAGGUUUUACAAAUGGAGAAAUUUUAUAAAUGAAAACUUUAUAUGGAAACGCACAGGAUAAUCAUCAUGCUUCAAUAAAAUCUCAUACAAUUUCUUGCCGUAGAAUUGCAUCUAGUAGUAGAGCUUGAAAAGACCACUG